This is a messenger RNA of Sus scrofa (pig), 9841 nucleotides long. NCBI's taxonomy places the organism in Eukaryota, Metazoa, Chordata, Mammalia, Artiodactyla, Suidae. The record is from RefSeq and is a predicted model, not a curated record.
ACUCAGGCUGCCUUCUCCUUAGAGUGGGAGCUACAGCCGGAGCCGUGCCCAGGCCGAGCCGGAGCUGCAGCCUGAGUGCGGCGGUGUCUUUCGCCUCCCCUCUCUCCCUCCUCAGCCUCGGUGAGAGGGGCGGGCAGGCCACCUGCUCCUCGACAGGGCUAGGGUCCCGGUGACGCGGGGCAGGAGCCGAACUGGGACCGGAAGGGGGCGGGCGUGGGCGUGAGGGAGGGCUGGGCCGGGCCGGAGACGAGCCCUGGGGUCGGGGUCGGGUCCGGGGGGGAUUGUGAGGGCUGGCCUUCGGGUGGAGGCCCCUGAGGCGAGAGCUGUGGGAACUGCGAGCCGCUGGGAGUUUAGGACCGGACCGUGUGGGAGAGUGAACGCCGAGGUGCAAGCCGCAGGGCUGGCAGGGGGAGGGGCGCAGACUCUGGGAGUUUGGGUCCGUCCGGAGGAGUGUAACCCUUCCCACAGGACCUGGAGGACGCGGUGGUGAUAUUGCCACCCGGUGUGUGGUUAGGGUGUGGGUUCCGCCGGCGUCUGCCUCCUGGUGGACGACUCACGGGAGUCGGAGACUAUACUUGAGAGGAGUUUGCCUCCUAACUCUGCUUUCCUGUCGCAAGUAGGGUCCGUCUUCCAGGAAGUGCCUAUCUCCUGGGACCCUGGGUCGCUUUUCGGGGGGAGGGCGUAAUGUAUGCUGAGAAGAGAAUUUAGAAGACUUUUUGCUGGAACUACCCUUUCUCAGACAGCUACAGUCCUGCGCGCUGGUUCCUCUUCUCUAAGUGCCAGUAGCAGUGGAAAUAGUGUGUGCACCGACGCUUGACCUUAAGAAAUUCAGAGUAUUUCUGCUGCCAAGCUAGCCCCGCUCCAGCUCUAGAAGGCGGACUUUCUGGUAGCCAGGAUCAGGCUUUACUUAAACUAUCAGGGUAACUAUAAUUAGGCUUCAGGGUAACUAUAAUUAGGCUUCUUGUUCGUUUGCUGUGUGACUUUGGCUAAACUUUUACCUUCUCUGGUGUGUUGAUUUCUUGGCUGCCUGCAUUGCAGACGGGCUUACAAAGUCCUUUCAGGCCUUUCUGUGGAAGGGCUUAGGAAUUUUUUUUUUUUUUUAAAUCAUCCCCUUGAUUGUCGAGUGGGCAGAGGGAGACUACUGUACCUUCUGCUCUGCCCAGGCUGUUGGAAAAUAAAUCGGAUAAUUUCCAGUCCCCAGCCACAGCACACAGACCCAACAUCUGUGCAUUCGUUUUCCCUAACUGCUCAGUUUAAAACCUGAUCAUUUUCCUUGUUGGCAAAAGUGCCUUGGAAUUUCUGUCGCUGAGUCAGCAAGCCUUUCAGAUUUGCCCGGUUUUUGUUGUUUGUGUUUUAAAUCAAGAUGGGAACUCAGACAAGUUAUUCCUCCUAAAGAUCUGGUAUCUCCAUCAAGAAGGCACAGGUCGUGCCAGCUCUCCAGAGAGAAAAGGAGGGGAGCACCAGAAGGCUUCCAGAAAAUGAUACUUCCAGACGAGUUGUGAAGAAGAAGUAGCACCGAGGAAGUUGGGGGUGAAGCCCGGCAGAGGUGUAAGCAUGUGCAAAAUCAUAAAGACACCUGGCAUGUCUGGGCCACUAUAAGUAGCUCAGUGUGACUGGAGCAACAGCGAGUGGGUGUGGAGCAGAGAAGUCUGGAAAGGUCUCCUGGAAGCAUUGGCAAUGAACUUGAGAAUCCAGCCCAGAGUGGUCUGAAGCUGUCAGAGGAAGCAGAGGGAGUCCUGGGGAAGAUGGCCAUGGCCCCAAGCCCUUCCCUGGCUCAGGUGUACACCAGCCCCGUGGCAGUGGCCGUGUGGGAAUGGCAGGAUGGGCUGGGCACCUGGCACCCUUACAGUGCUACUGUCUGCAGCUACAUAGAGCAGCAGUUUGUCCAACAGAAGGGCCAGCGCUUUGGGCUGGGGAGCCUGGCCCACAGCAUCCCCUUGGGCCAAGCUGACCCCUCGCUGGCCCCUUACAUCAUCGACCUCCCCAGCUGGACGCAGUUCCGCCAGGACACUGGCACCAUGCGGGCUGUGCGGAGGCACCUGUUUCCGCAGCACUCAGCCCCAGGCCGGGGCAUCGUCUGGGAGUGGCUGAGUGAUGAAGGCUCCUGGACACCCUAUGAAGCCAGCAUCUGUGACUACCUGGAGCAGCAGGUGGCCAGGGGCAACCAGCUCGUGGACUUGGCUCCUCUGGGGUACAACUACACUGUCAACUAUGCCACCCACACGCAGACCAACAAGACCUCCAGCUUCUGCCGGAGCGUGCGGCGCCAAGCAGGGCCCCCUUACCCAGUCACCACCAUCAUCGCUCCACCAGGCCACACAGGAGUGGCCUGCUCUUGCCAUCAGUGCCUCAGCGGCGGGGGAACUGGCCCUGUGUCAGGCCGCUACCGCCACUCCAUGACCAGCCUCCCCGCCUACCCUGUCCCCCAGCCCCCCCACAGGACUGCUGUUGUUUUGGGGGCCCACCAGGCCUUUGCUCCAUACAACAAGCCCUCGCUCUCUGGGGCCAGGUCUGCGCCUAGGCUGAACACCACCAACCCCUGGGCUGGGGCACCACCCUCCCUGGGGAACCAGCCCAUCUACCGCUCCAGCCUGUCCCACCUGGGACCACAGCACCAGCCCCUGGGACCGUCCACGGCCGGCGGCGCCAGUGCCUACCUCCCCAGCGGUCCAGCAAGCAGCCCUGGGAGCGUCCCCGCCACGGUGCCCGUGCAGAUGCCGAAGCCCAGCAGGGUCCAGCAAGCCCUCGCAGGCAUGACGAGUAUUCUGAUGUCAGCCAUUGGACUCCCUGUGUGUCUUAGCCGCGCACCCCAGCCCGCCAGCCCUCCCGCCUCCUGUCUGGCCUCUAAAAGUCACAGCUCAGUUAAAAGAUUGAGGAAAAUGUCCAUGAAAGGAGGGCCUCCAAAGCCAGAGCCAGAGCAAGUGAUAAAAAACUAUACUGAAGAGCUGAAGGUGGCCCCGGAUGAGGACUGCAUCAUCUGUAUGGAGAAGCUCUCUGUGGCAUCUGGGUACAGCGACGUGACUGACAGCAAGACCAUCGGGCCCAUGGCCGUGGGCCGCCUGGCCAAGUGCAGCCAUGCCUUCCACUUGCUCUGCCUGCUGGCCAUGUACUGCAAUGGGAACAAGGAUGGAAGCUUGCAGUGUCCUUCCUGCAAAACCAUCUACGGGGAGAAAACUGGGACCCAGCCCCGGGGGAAGAUGGAAGUGUUCACGUUCCAGGUGUCCCUCCCUGGCCACGAGGACUGCGGGACGAUACUCAUCGUGUACAACAUUCCCCACGGCAUUCAGGGCCCGGAGCACCCCAACCCUGGAAAGCCGUUCACCGCUAGAGGGUUUCCCCGCCAGUGCUACCUUCCAGACAACGCCCAGGGCCGCAAGGUCCUGGAGCUGCUGAAGGUGGCCUGGAAGAGGCGACUUAUCUUCACCAUAGGGACGUCCAGCACCACGGGCGAGACGGAUACGGUGGUGUGGAACGAGAUUCACCACAAGACAGAGAUGGACCGCAAUGUGACGGGCCACGGCUACCCCGACCCCAACUACCUGCAGAACGUGCUGGCCGAGCUGGCCGCCCAGGGGGUGACCGAGGACUGCCUGGAGCAGCAGUGACCGUGGCCUUGGCUGGCCUGUCUCUGCCCCCACGCGGGCCGCCCCUGGGACGGGCAGAUGGGAAGGUGCCUUUCCUCAGAAGCUGGAGUAUGCGUGGGGGCACAGGUGUGCUUCACGUGGAGCCUGGGCUUCUCCUGCCUGCCCCCCCCCCUCCCCGCCAGGCCCGGGUGUGCGUGGGACUUGGGGGCGAGCCUGGGAGUUGUAUUUGUGGGGGCUUAGGAUGCAGCUACCUCAGUGCAUGGGCCCCUCCGUCCUCGGCGGGCUGUGUUGGGCCCUCCGUGCCGGGGGCCUGGCAGGGGGUGAGAAGAGACGUCCUCGCCCCUAGCCAGGGCAGGCCGGGGUCUGGGUGAGCUUCUCAUACCUCAGAUGUUCAGUUUGCAAUAAAUGCCCUACAGCCAAAGUCAGGCUCCAGUGGGUUUGUCGGGGAGAGGCUGCAUGUGUGUAAGUGCACGUGUGUGUGCACAAGACCUGAUGCAGGAAGGCCAGCACACGCACGUCUACUGCCCAUGCAACCCCUGUUUCCUCAAUGACGAGACCCAGGCUGCAGGCAAGUCCAGGAGCCCAGGCUGCUGGCCUGAGCUGCUCCCAGAGCCCCACCCCAUCCUCCUCGCAGGGGGGUGUCCAGCAACCCUGCCGGGUCCCGGCUUCCUAGGCUCUGCUCAUACGGGACAGGGGCUGCUUUACAGAUUAGGAAACUGAGGUUCAAGGGUGCCGUGACUAGAGGUAGAGCCAGGGCUGGACCCUGAGCCAGGGUUGGUCUGACGCCAAUCUCAAAGUCCUGAUUCUCCUUGGCCUCUUGGAAGGAGGAUCCCCUAUUCCCAGGCUUGCUGUCUGCCUUUAGGAGUGGUUGGGGCUGCGGUGGGAGGAAACUCAGGGCUUCAUUAUGCAUGGGCCAGGGGAGAUUUUGCCUUCAGAAGCCCUCUUCUCCUAAAAAAUUAGGAGUUCCCUGGUAGCACAGUGGGUAAGGAUCCAUCAUUGCCACUCCUGUGGCUUGGGUCACUGCUAUGGCACAGGUUCAGUCCCUGGCCCAGGAACUUCCACAAUGGUCAAAAAAGAAUGAAUUCCAUCUUAACGAUGUUUUUGGUACAAAGAUGAAUAUAGUUUAGAGCAUUUUCUUUUAUCUAAAAGUUCCUUUUUUUUCCUUCUAAUUUUAAAAGAAAUUAAGGCGUUUUUUUGGUGGGUCCCUAAAAGUAUCAUGGGUCCGGAGCACUGUGUCUGCUGCCUUGUAGGAAGUUGCUCUAGGGGCUUAAGGAGGCCUCGAGAAAAGCUGAACCCCAGCCUUGUUUAGUUCCACAGGGAGACUCUCUGCUGCUCACAGGGCACCAGGGUUGGGUGGGCACUGAGUGCCGGUCCUCCCCCCCCCCCCCCCCGCCACUCCCAGCUUCCACCAUGACAGCAGAGUGAGAGUCAGAAUGAGAGAAGAUGUUGGCAAAUCCUAUACCUGAUAAGGAUCUUAUAUCCAGAUUCUGUCAAGAACUCUUAGAACUCACCAAUAAAAAGACAAAUUCCCAAUUUUUUUUAAUGGGCAAAGGACUUGAAUAGACCUUUCUCUGAAAAAGAUAUACAGAUGGCUGACAAGCGCAUGAAAAAUACUUGUCAUGAGGGAAACGCAAAUCAAAGCCACAAAGUAAUACUACCUCAUAGCCACUAAGGCAGUUAGUAUUAAAAAAAAAAAAAAAAAAAAAGCCCUUUCCCCCAUCUUUCCAUGCGAACAACUGGUGCACGUGAAUGUCCUGGCUGACGCCCUCAAGAGCAUCAGCAAUGCUGAAAAGAGAGGCACAGGCCAGCUUCUUAACAGGUCGUGCUCCAACAUCAUCGUUGCAUUUCUAACCGUGAUGACGAAGCCUGGUUACGUUGGCCGAUUUGAAGUCAUCAGUGAUCGUAGAGCUGGGAAAAUGGUUGUGAACCUCCCAGGCGGACGAAAUAAGUGUGGUGUUAGCCCCAGGUUUGAUGUGCAACUCAAAGACCUAGAAAAGUGGCAGAAUAACCUGCUCCCACCCCAUCGGUUUGGCUGCAUUGUACUGACCUCCUCAACUUGGCGUCAUGCACCAUGGAGAAGCAAGACGAAAACACACAGGAGGGAAACUCCUUGGGUUCUUUUUCUAGGAGUGUAAUACAUACAUGCAAAUAAAAUGGUGCAGUGGAAAGAAAAAAAGCAAAUGUUGAUGAGGGUGUGGAGAAAUUGUGCAGUGCAGUGCCUCAAAAAGUAGUUAUCAGGGAGUUCCCUGGUGGCACAGCAGGUUAAGGAUCUGGCAUUGUCACUGCUGUGGCUCAGGUUAGGUCCCUGCUGCAGGAACAUCCACGUGCUAUGAGUGUGGCAAAAAAUAAGUGAUAAUUUUUUUUUUAAAAAUGUAGUUACCAUGUGACUCAGCAAUUAAACUAGAUAAAUAUAUCCAAGAACUGGAGACAUGUCCACACAAAAACUUAUACUCAUGUUCAGGGAAACGUUCGUAAUAGCCAAAAAGUGGGACCAACCCCAAAAUAUCCAACAACUGAUGAACAGAUGCAAUGUGACCUAUCUGUACAAUGGAAUGCUGUUCAGCCAGAAAAAAGAAUGAACUAUGAAUACAUACAACCUGGAUGAGCCUUGAAAACAUUUCUGCCAAGUGAAAGAAGCCAGGCAGGAGUUCCCACUGUGACACAACAGUACUGGCGGCAUCUCUGGAGCACCAAGACACAGGUUUGAUCCCCGGUCUGGCAUAGUGGCUUAAGGAUCUGAUCCCUGGCCUGGGGAACUCCAUAUGCCAUGGGGUGGCCAAAAAAUCAAGGAAGAAAGAAAGGAGAGAGAGGGAGGAGAGGCAAACCCAUAGACAGAAAGUACAUUAGUGGUUGCUAGGGGGAGGGGAAUGGAGAAUGCCUGUUUUAAUGGGUGUGGUCUUUCCUUUUGGGGUGAUGCAAAGGUUCUGGAAUCUGGUGAUUUAUGUCCAAUGAAAUGUAAGAUGAAGUCUACAGGGGCUUCUAGGAAAGCUUGUUUUUCUGAUAGAAGAGAUGGAUUGGGUAACACCUCCCUGUUCCUCCCUUCUCCAUACUUGAGGAUGUGAUGCCAGGAGCUAUAGCAGCUAUCUUGCUACAAUGAGAAAAAGGCCAAGAGAAUCUCAGACAUUGACUCUAUCAGCAUUUGACCAAGCCCCUGCCAACAGGCGUCCUCCUCCAGAAUUGUUAAUAAAAAUAAAACCCUUCUUCUUUAAGCAAAAACAAACACCCCCCUAACCACCGCACUAUAUAUUUUAUGUCAUUUUUAUUUUAUUUUUUGGCCAAGCAGGCAGCAUGCAGAAGUUCCCAGGCCAGGGACUGAACCCUUGCCACAGCAGUGAUAACGCCAGAUCCUUAGCUCACUGAGCCACGAGGGAACUCCAGAUGGUACAUUUUUAAGGAAUAUGGUGUGUGAAUUGUAUCUUAACAACAAAAAAAAAUUAUAUACAUAGUGAGAACCCAUGGGAACAACAUAUGCAGGGGACUUGGCAGCUGUCCAGGGUCUGCAGCCCUUUCUCGGACUCCGUUACUCCUUUGGACAAAGGACCUGAGGAUGAGGGAGGAUGUGGCCUGGUGGAGGGAGCGCAGGGCCCAGAGAUGGCCGCAGGGCCAGGAGGCUGUGAUGGGGCUGGAGCCAGGUGAGUUGGGCGGCCUGCUUCCUUCCAGGGGCUGGAUGGAAGGCUCCAGGGAGGCUCGGGCACCUGAGGUGCAGGAAUCUCAGGCAUGUGGCCCUGAGCCCAGGCUUCCAGAGAUAGGACUCCUCCCAGGGCUGGAAGGCUGGGUGGGACCCACAUCCAGACAGGGGCCUCUGGGGUGACCUGGCAUCUGCGGGUCUGGAAGCCUUGCUCCCUCAGGACUGGCACUGGCUUGCCCAGCUCCCUCCCCGUGGUGGGCUGGGCUGGGAGGAGGGGUGGGGGUGCACUUACAUUUUCAGGUCUUUCAAGCCCCUGGCCAGCCAGGCAGCCUGACUAACCAGCUCCUCCAGACCCGAGGUGUUGGGGGAGGGGGUGUGGCUGGAGGCUGCCAGACCAGCCCCAGGCUUCGGAUGUGGAGGAAGGCCCGGUGGGUGCUCUGAAGGCUGUCAUGGGGCUCCCCUGGAGGCCGCCUCGCCCUUGGCUGCUGCCCCUCGUGGUGCUGGUCUGGGCCCAGCCCUGCAUGAGCCUCGAGCUCAUCCCCUACAAGCCGCAGAUAACGGCCUGGGACCUGGAAGGGAAGGUCACGGCCACCACGUUCUCCCUGGAGCAGCCGCGAUGUGUCCUGGACCAGCACGCCAGUGCAGCCGACACCAUCUGGCUGGUGGUGGCCUUCAGCAACACCUCCAGGGACUUCCAGAACCCGCAGACACUGGCUGAGAUCCCAGCCUCCCCACAGCUGCUGACAGAUGGCUACUAUAUGACGCUGCCCCUGACCCUGGACCAGCUGCCCUGUGAGGACCCACUGGGUGGCAGUGGGGGCGCCCCUGUGCUCAGGGUGGGCAAUGAUGCCGGCUGCCUUGCUGACUUCCGUCAGCCACGUUACUGCAACUCCCCCCUCCCCAGCCCUGGACCUUACAGGGUGAAGUUCCUGCGGCUGGACUCCAGGGGCUCACCCCAGGCCGAGACCAGCUGGUCUGACCCCAUCGCUCUCCAGCAAGGCAAGUCCCCAGGCUCCAUCGACACGUGGCCGGGGCGGCGGAGUGGUGGCAUGGUCGUCAUCACCUCCAUCCUCUCUGCUCUGGCCGGCCUCCUGCUCCUGGCCUUCCUGGCAGCCUGCACCGUGCGCUUCUCCAGCCCGUGGUGGUCCGAGGAGGCCCCAGAGCAGCUGCGGAUCGGCUCCUUCAUGGGAAAGCGCUACAUGACCCACCACAUCCCGCCCUGUGAGGCUGCCACCCUGCCCAUGGGCUGCGAGCCUGGCCUGGAACCCCUCCCCAGCCUCAGCGCCUAGCCUGGCCCAUAUAGCUGAGCGGUGGGGGCACAGGGGUGCACUGCCCCCAUCCGCAACCCCUGCACCCACGUGCCCCUCCCCCACGCCCCCUCCCACCCGGCCUGAAAUCCCACCACUAGCAGCCCAGCCCUGCCUCUGGCUUUCUCAUUUCCCCUCUCCAGGCAGUGAGGUUGCAUUCAGGGGAGGGCUGUGGUCAGGCUGGCCCCCACCUCCAUCCCUGCCUCUGUUCUGCCUGCCUCAAGCGAGGCUGAGGCAGCGUGGAGAGAUGUGGAGAGAAUGCCUGGACAGGAAGGCUCCAGGCCCCAGGAAGAGGCCUGCGGGUGCCUUGUUCUGUCCUGGGCAGGGGUCCAGGCUGGGCCCAUCAUGAGGGUCUGUGAGGCCUGAGCCUCCCUCUGUCCCUCUCUCUCAUCCACCAGUGGCUGGGGCUGCAGUGAAGCCUUUAGAGAUGCCUCUGCUGUCCCUGGACACUGGCCCUUUCUGAGGGUGGCUCUCACCGGCUGGAAGGUCAAACAGAAAGUAGACAUGUUAUGAUCGUCUGGCCACCACUUCUAAGCCCCUUGCACAUAGAUGGCUCAUGGACUUAUCCCCUCACUCUCCCUCCACAGCACUUACUGAGCGCCUGCUGCAUGCCAUGCACAGUAUUAGACAUGGACACUCUCUGAGAGCCCAUUGCUGGUCUUGGGGAGCUCACUCACUGCUCUGGGCCUCAGAUGAGCACAUGUCCUGAUGUUACUUUUGGGGGGCUAUCACGCCUUUGGAUUGUCACACACCAUCGAGAUCCGGGGCUUUCUGGGGUCCACCAGCGCCCAUCACCCAGGAGGACAGGCUUCAGACUCGGGGCCGUUCGUCGGCAAGGCCGGUGGUUCCCACUACGGCCACAAGGAGGCGCCAGUGCACCACAGCCGCAGGGUCCUGCGCGUGCGCACGCCGAAGCGCCGCAGCGCGUCGGUCCCUCCCAAUGACCCGGGGUCCACAAGCGGCCGCCGCUCAGCGGGGUCUCUGGAGGUCAGGGCUCCAGGUCCUUCCUUGGCCAAGGCAGAGGGAUCAGCAGUCAUACUCCCGCUUGAGGAUCUACAGUGUGUCUGUCGUCCGGUCCGCACAGCUUCCACCGUUUUCUAGAUGGAAAAAGUGAGGCUCAAUAACCUCUCCCUGCCCCACCCCCACCCCCACCCCACCCCGCCGCCACCACGCUCUGUCCAGGGUCACCGCACCAUGUGUCCCCAGGCCGCUCUGGACCGUCUGUUCUGACUGCGGCUCCCAGCAUACAGGCUCCCGGAGGAGGGCACCCAGCCUGUCCCUCCCACCCUUCUUGGAGAUGAAUAAAUGCAGCCUGGCUCCUC